AACCAAGGAAUAGUAGGAGCGUUUGAGAAGAGAGAAAGAAAGUACAUCGUCAAAAACUACAUCCACCCAGAGAUUGCUUUCCUUUCCUCUAUUCUAACCCCCAUCUUCCCUUUUCCCUUCUUUUCUCCUUUCUCUUUUCUCUUUCUUUUUUUUUUUCCCAUUUCCCCCAUUCUCCCUCGAGUUGGUCUUUUUACGGAUUUCGAUCACUGACCCAACUUACGAAGACUCUAAUUAUCUUUCUGCAGUUGAAAUCUUUUGUUGCUUUAUCUUAUUAAUCAUCAAUCCAGCUAAUAGACUUCAUGUGAUCUUGAUGAAGAAUGCUAUCUGGGUUUUGUAGAUCAUGCCCAGAUCUUGAUGUCCCUUGAUCUAGCCGACUAGCUCUGGUUCUUUUUCAGACUGGAGAUUGAGGAUAUCCCAGAAUGGAAGAGACUAGAUACUCCAAGGCUGCGACACCUUUACAUUAAAUGGUGCACACGUGAUGGUGAUUUUGUGGUCAUGAGAAUGAGUAACUUAAAAAUAGGGAUGGAGUUCUUAUAGGCCUCUGCUAGUUGCUUUAGUUCUUUUGAAGAUCCGAUUUUUGCAUUUAUUUUAGCUUUAUGUUGAGCCUUGUGGUCUGAAAGUAGUUUGCUUGACAAGGGCCAUUGAGUUGUCGGUCGUACCUUAAGUGAUGAUCAAACAGAUACUCAAUAGGUUGCCACGGAAGCCAUCUAAGUCGGCUGAGGGUCGUGAUGGAGGACCACCUACUUUCUCUUCCAAUGCUUCAACUAGUUCGAGGAGCAAUGACCUCUCCAAUUCUCGGUCAGGGAAUUCAAACGCCACAUCUCUUGCAGUUGCUUCUAAUCCAGGAUUAAAUCAUGGGAAUAAGCUUCCCCAAGCUUUAAACAUGAAGGUGAAUGGUAAUCUAGCAGUUUCUCCUUAUGAGCCUCCUAGCUUUCGAGAUGUCCCAAAUUCUGAGAAGCAGAAUUUGUUCAUCAAAAAGCUGAAUUUGUGUUCGGUUGUGUUUGACUUUACUGAUCCAACAAAAAAUUUGAAAGAAAAAGAUAUUAAGAGACAGACAUUAGUGGAGCUUGUAGACUAUGUCAGUUCUGCAAAUGGAAAGUUUACUGAAACUGUCAUGCAAGAAAUCAUAAAGAUGGUAUCCACAAAUUUGUUCAGAACACUCAGUUCUCAGCCUCGGGAGAACAAAGUCUUAGAAGCCUUUGAUGUGGAUGAGGAAGAACCUCUUAUGGAUGCUGCAUGGCCCCAUUUGCAAGUUGUGUACGAGUUCCUUCUUAGGUUUGUUGCCUCGCCAGAGACAGAUGCAAAAUUAGCUAAGAGGUAUAUUGAUCACUCUUUUGUUCUGCGGUUGUUAGACCUCUUUGAUUCAGAAGAUCCUAGAGAAAGGGAGUAUUUGAAGACUGUCCUGCACCGCAUAUAUGGUAAAUUUAUGGUGCACCGCCCUUUUAUCAGAAAAGCAAUCAACAAUAUAUUCUACCGUUUUAUUUUUGAAACUGAGAAGCAUAAUGGCAUUGCUGAGCUUCUGGAAAUUUUGGGUAGCAUAAUCAAUGGUUUUGCUUUGCCACUGAAAGAAGAGCACAAACUCUUCCUUGUGCGUGCGCUUAUUCCACUUCACAAACCAAAGUGUAUACCCAUGUACCACCAGCAACUUUCUUAUUGCAUCACUCAGUUCGUGGAAAAGGACUGCAAGCUUGCUGAUACUGUAAUAAGGGGUUUAUUGAAAUAUUGGCCAAUCACAAACAGUUCAAAAGAGGUUAUGUUCCUGGGGGAACUGGAAGAGGUACUGGAAGCAACUCAACCUCCAGAAUUCCAGCGCUGCAUGGUUCCAUUGUUCCGCCAGAUUGGUCGUUGCCUGAGCAGUUCACAUUUUCAGGUGGCUGAGAGGGCUUUGUUUCUGUGGAACAAUGAUCACAUAGAGAACCUAAUCAAACAGAAUCGUAAAGUCAUUUUGCCAAUUAUUUUUCCUGCCCUGGAAAAAAAUGCAAGAAGCCACUGGAAUCAGGCAGUGCAGAGCUUGACCGUCAAUGUUCGUAAAAUUUUCUCGGACACCGACCCUGAGCUUUUUGAAGAAUGUUUGCUCAAGUUUCAAGAAGAUGAAGCACAAGAUAAAGAGGUUAAGAUGAAACGAGAAGCAACAUGGAAACGUUUAGAGGAGAUUGCUGCAAUGAAAGCUGCAAGUAAUGAGCCAGUCCUCGUGCCGCGUAGGUUACCUUCCCACACACCAUCUGGCUAGAGAUUGGAGCUUGUUAUUUGAGCGACUGUCUCCUUUGAUUUUCUGACUGGUGUGCUGACCAAGCAGGUGUAUUUUGAGUCAUGAGGUCUAAUGUGAAGAAGGUUUGCAUAUUUCUUUAAAUGCUUCCCUUCUUGUACUUGAAAAUUUUUUGUUGGUCAGGUUCUGUGGUAAAGGAAACCACCGUGGAUCCAUAAAUUGUCCUCAUUCUGCUUUAGAUGGAAAGACUGUAUAUAUGGAACUGGUUGGACAAAGUACAUUUGAGGUUUAUGUCUGCACUGUUAUGUGGAGGCAUUUUACUUGGCAGAUUUGGACUUUUGAUUAUUAGUUUUUAGAAUGAUGACUUUGAAAGGGCUUCAUUUUGCAGAUGUCGGUUUAGAUAUUUUUGAAUUUGGUUUCAUUUGUGUACUCUUAAAUAUCCAAUCAUAUGUGUAUCAUUGUGAUA
Messenger RNA from Coffea arabica (coffee), 2672 nucleotides. RefSeq names its product serine/threonine protein phosphatase 2A 59 kDa regulatory subunit B' eta isoform-like. Gene Ontology annotation, biological process: signal transduction. Gene Ontology annotation, molecular function: protein phosphatase regulator activity. Gene Ontology annotation, cellular component: protein phosphatase type 2A complex. NCBI's taxonomy places the organism in Eukaryota, Viridiplantae, Streptophyta, Magnoliopsida, Gentianales, Rubiaceae. The record is from RefSeq and is a predicted model, not a curated record.